UUAAAAUUUUCAAGCAAAAGAAACGGCCACAUUCACAAUAUCCAUGCAUUCCAUUAAACUAAGCGCCCCUCGAAUUUCUCACAACUUCAUCAGAGCAAUGUCUUCAAUCUCAACUUCUUCAAUAUUCCAAGGCAAAACCAGUCAGCCUCCUUCCAAUUCACCUUCAAAUACUCUCAUGAAAAUAAUUCUCUUAGAGCUAAAAACACAGAAAGCCAUAGCUCUUCCCUUGGUCGCUAUGAAUUUAACAUGGUUUGCCAAGAUAACCAUCACAACUGCCUUUCUUGGACGUCUUGGAGAGCUUCAGUUAGCUGGUGGUGCGCUUGGCUUCACCUUUGCUAAUGUAACUGGCUUGUCCGUUUUGAAUGGCCUUUGUUCCGCCAUGGAGCCUAUAUGUGGCCAAGCUUACGGGGCUAAAAAUUUUAGGCUUCUCCGUAAGACCCUUCUCAUGGCUAUUUUCUUGUUACUAGCAGCAACGCUUCCUAUUUCCUUUUUGUGGCUUCACGUUGACGAAAUUCUUAUCCAUUUUGGGCAGAAAAAAGACAUUUCAAUGGUCGCAAAGAACUAUCUUUUAUAUCUCCUUCCUGACUUAGUAGUCACUUCAUUUCUAUGUCCUCUCAAAGCCUACUUGAGCUCACAAAACAUUACAGUUCCUAUAAUGUUAAGCUCAGCUCUAUCUCUUGCCUUCCAUAUUCCUGUCAACAUAUUGCUUGCAAAAGCUAAGGGUCUUGAGGGAGUUUCUAUGGCAAUAUGGAUAAGUGAUGCUCUAGUUGUGAUUUUUCUUGUGGUAUAUUUGUUGAUAAUUGAAAGUAACAAAGAGGGUAAGUGGAAGGAAGGAGGAUGGUGGGAGCAGGGCAUCAGUGACUGGCUCAGAUUGCUCAAACUAUGUGGACCUUUCUGCUUAACCACCUGCCUUGAAUGGUGGUGCUAUGAGAUCCUGGUUUUGUUAGCAGGGCGCCUAUCAAAUGCCAAACGAGCAGUGGGAGUGUUAGCCAUUAUCCUAAAUUUCGACUAUUUGCUUUACUCUGUCAUGAUCUCCUUAACCACUUGUGUAUCAAUUCGAGUGUCCAAUGAGCUCGGUGCUAACCAAGCUCGGGCGGCUUACCGGUCUGCUUACGUGUCUCUCGGUGUGAGCAUCAUUUCCGGUAGUAUAGGUGCCCUUUUAACAGUAGGAGCCAGGGGCUUUUGGGGGCGUUUGUUCACUCAUGAUAGCGGAACCAUAAAUGGUGUAAAAAAGAUGAUGCUGCUUAUGGCAAUAAUGGAAGUGAUGAAUUUCCCAGUGACAGUUUGUGGAGGUAUUGUCCGAGGAACGGCUAGGCCAUGGUUGGCGUUAUAUGCCAAUAUUGGUGGAUUUUACCUUAUAGCCUUGCCCCUGGGCAUACUUUUCGCUUUCAAAGCAGCGUUGGGACUUGGCGGGCUGUUGAUUGGAUUUUUAAUUGGACUGCUUGGGUGCUUAGCAAUGUUAUUGGUGUUUAUCGCCAAGAUUAAAUGGGAUGAAGAAGCUUCGAAGGCACAAUUUCUUGCCUGUAACUUACAGCAGGAUGGCGAAGAUGAAAAGAACAUUUCUGCGAUUAAUAAUUCAGCCUAGAAGAAGUCCCGAAAUAGCUUUUUCGUUCUUAACGAUUACAGAUGGCUCCUCUAUCACUGACAUAAUGUAUAUCCAUCCUCGUGAAAGAAUAAGCAUAAUUAAUUAGCCA
Messenger RNA from Mangifera indica (mango), 1694 nucleotides. RefSeq names its product protein DETOXIFICATION 56. Gene Ontology annotation, biological process: xenobiotic detoxification by transmembrane export across the plasma membrane. Lineage: Eukaryota; Viridiplantae; Streptophyta; Magnoliopsida; Sapindales; Anacardiaceae. Gene Ontology annotation, molecular function: antiporter activity; xenobiotic transmembrane transporter activity. Gene Ontology annotation, cellular component: membrane. The coding region runs from base 44 to 1585 and encodes 513 amino acids. The record is from RefSeq and is a predicted model, not a curated record. The transcript has a single exon.